Messenger RNA from Cuscuta europaea, 1044 nucleotides. The record is from the annotation of a GenBank genome assembly. Lineage: Eukaryota; Viridiplantae; Streptophyta; Magnoliopsida; Solanales; Convolvulaceae.
GCCCAAUAACCAAAACCUAACACACCAUAUUCAAACUCUGCUUCCCCCAUCAACCUCCUCAUUUAUCCGUACCUUGCCUUCAACCCAUUCGGUUCUUCCGAUUGCCUCUAUUUUCACUAUGUUUGCUUCAUUCAUUUGUUAGUCUUUUGUUCUGUCGCUCAUCAUCGCGUUGUUCAAACGUACCAUCGUCGCUUAUUCGCCCGUAAUCGUCGUUUACCCAAGGUCAAUGGCAUCGGCGUCCGAUGUUUGCUUAUUCGAACAGUCAAAUGAAUACGAUGGUUGAGGCACGACUAAGAGUCGGUUUGAAGGAAAUUGGGAAGCUUAUAUGAGAAUCUGAGUUUGCAUGGACGUUCGGAAACCGCUGAAGAAAGUGUUGGAAAAACCCUAUGAGGUGGAACUGAGAGCAAGAGGGGGGGGGGACCUCGUCCUUCAGGGGGGAAACAAAUGGCUGGUUCAAGAGGGAUCCUCGUCAAAAGGUAUGGGGAUGAAGCAACAAGAUAUUGCUCAGGGCAGAGAGGGUGCAAUGGCGAGGCAAACGGGGGCCAUUGUUGUGAUUAAUCUCGGGAAGAAAAAGACGGGGAAAGCUAAAGUCGCUGAUGCAGAGGGGGUCUUUGCAAACCAGAAAUGCAGGAGGCUGUGGGAGGCGUAGGAACAUGAAGACAUGAGUGGAUAUGUCAUGGCUCUGAAUGAGUCAAAAACGGGGAGGAGGCGGGUUCUGGGCGCAAGACUCGCUGGGAGUUCUGAAGUAGCUUUAUGGAUGGACAGGAGAGCGGAAGUUCCUUAUAAUUUUGGGGACGCACCAUAAGUUUAAUUAUGUCAUUUUAAUUUUUGACGUUUACCUUGAUCAUGUUUUCAUUUUCGCUUUUUAUUUCUUGUUCCGUCAGACUCUUGCAUUAGGAUUGGGUGAUGAGAGGUUUGUUUUGACCGCCUGUGACUCAAUUAUACUCAUUACAAGAGCAACGAGUUAUAUUGUUUUCUUGAACUUGAUUGACUCUAAGUCUGGUUCGAGGGUUGGCGGUUGGGCGUGGUCUUUUUGCCUAUUUG